This is a messenger RNA of Salvelinus sp. IW2-2015, 4924 nucleotides long. NCBI's taxonomy places the organism in Eukaryota, Metazoa, Chordata, Actinopteri, Salmoniformes, Salmonidae. The record is from RefSeq and is a predicted model, not a curated record.
CAGAUAGCAAUUCGUCACAGACAGAACAGCUAGCUGGGCGGAGAAAUAAACCUCCGGAACACACUACCACUGUUCCUACCACUUCAAACCGCGCCGGCGAGAGAGUCGCUUAAUGCAAGAUAAGUAGAAGAGGGGCAAAAACCUAAACGAAAGUCAUCCUAAAACCUGGAAAACAUAAUUACAACGUGUUACAACUUGCAGUUCCUAUCUUUCUACGCUGCUGCAUCCGGCUUAUUCGGGAUUGCUACAGUGUAUUUGUUUGCAGUUGUGAGACAAAUUUCAACUUCUACCUCUUCUGAUAGGGGUUUCGUUUCUGUUUUCUGUAGUUGUCAAAGCGGAAUGAAUGACAAAGACAAAGGCUGAUGUUCAUUCGCCAACUCACUUUGUCUCGCCCAAGGAAAGGAGACACAGGCACAAAAUGGAAAGCGGGACGGAGAACGCCAACAGCGGGCAGGCGCAGCCCCAACAACAGCACCAGUUCGAGCAACAGCCCGUAGUGCAGUCCAUCCAAGUGAACGAGAAGAAAAAGAUCAACCGGGCUCCAUCACCUGCCAGACCCAAGGAUGUGCCUGGAUGGUCCCUCACCAAGAUCCGGGGAGGCAUCGGUACACCAACACUGAGCGUUAAACCAGGAUCCAUACAUUUAGGCAGCCGGGUGUCCAGGCGUAGUCCAGGUAGCGGAAAAGAGACCAAAUCAGAGAAAGGAAAACUGCCGGGGAAAUCCACACUAUCGGUUGCCAGUGCCCAGAAGAGCGGCAGUAAAUCGAUGAAAGGUGGUCGGAAGAAGGUGUCCGAUGCAAGCAACGCCUCGGACGACCUGAGCAAAGACUCUGGUUGCGCCGCGGGCAAGCUGUCGCCAACGGAUAGCAGUUCCGAGAUCUCCGAUUGCGCCUCGGAGGAGAAUAAACUCUCCACCGAUGCUCUGAGUAGUGACACCGAAUCCAGCAGCCGAGGCGGGGGGCCCGAGGGCGAGAAACCGAGCAGGGACUGCGGAGAUGGACCGCUGGAUAGGGGUACUCGUGGUGACCAUCAUGCCAAGACCCCCGUAGAUAAGGACCYACUCUCAUUUGGAGUGGAGACCGGGGAGGGGAGCAUUUCUCCGGGGGAUGAACGGUCUCUCACCUCGUUCGACAGCCGGGUGCCUGCCAGCACAUCCCUGGCUUUCUCCGACCUGACAGAAGAGUUCAUGGAUGGCAUGCAUGAAGAAUUUGUCCGGGAAAUCGAGGAACUGAGAUCAGAAAACGAUUACCUAAAAGAUGAGAUGGAGGAGCUGCGCUCGGAGAUGUUGGAGAUGAGGGACAUGUACAUGGAGGAGGAUGUGUACCAGCUGCAGGAGCUGAGGCAGCAGUUUGAGCAGGCCAACAAGACCUGCCGCAUUUUGCAGUACCGCCUCCGCAAGGCCGAGAGACGCAGCCUCCGCGUGGCCCAGACGGGACAGGUGGAUGGGGAGCUCAUCCGUACCCUGGAGCAGGACGUCAAGGUGAAUCUGGAAUGGAGAGCGUGGCUAAAAGACGUGUCCAUCCGGCUGCACAACGAGUUGGACUCUGUGGAGAAGAAGAGGGGCCGUCUGGAGCAGGAGAACGAGGAGAUGAGGGUGAGGCUCCAGGACCUCGAGGUAGCCAAGCAGGUCCUGCAGGCUGAGAUGGAGAAGCAACGAGAGAACUCUCUGAAGAAGCGAGGCGCUCGGCCAAACAACAAGCCAGAGAAGAAGCUGUCUCCCCAGGAGGACAGUUCGGACCUCAAGUGCCAGCUCCACUUUGCCAAGGAGGAGUCAGCGCUCAUGUGCAAGAAGCUGACCAAGAUGGCCAAGGACAGCGAGGAAAUGCGGGAGGAGCUGGCCAAGUACCGCUCGGUCUACGGCGAUGUGGACGCCUCGCUCACCGCGGAGGAGGUCAACGACUCGCCCCACACGCGCGAGGCCGACGUCAGAGUUCACCUGAAGCUGGUGGAGGAGGAGGCCAACCUGCUGAGCCGGCGCAUUGUGGAACUGGAGGUGGAGAACCGCGGCCUGCGGGCCGAGAUGGACGAUAUGAAGGGCCAGGAGCUGCCACCAGGCCUGGGGGUCGGAGGCAUGGGAGGCCCUGGAGGAGGAGGUCUGGAGAAUGUGAUGGAGCUCCAGAGGCACCUGCAGUUUGUCGAGGAGGAGGCGGAACUGCUGCGGCGCUCGCUGUUGGAGAUGGAGGAGCAGAACAAGCUGCUGAUGAACGAGAUCAACCGCUACAAGUCGGAGCUGCCGCUGGCGUCGGACCCAGACGAGGACGACUCCUCGUCCAUCUCUCUCCUGGMGGACGGUCAUGGUGGGGGGGCUCUGAUCAGCACAGAGGCCCCCCAGGAGGAGCUUCUGCAGGCCGCCAGGCUCCAGAUUGGGGAUCUGAGCGGCAAGGUGAAGAAGCUCCAGUAUGAGAACCGUGUGUUGCUGUCCAACCUGCAGCGCUGCGACCUGGCCUCUUACCACAGCUCUUCCAGGCCCGCCCUGGAGACCGACGCAGAGGCAGGGGACUCAGCUGAGUGCCUCCCCAGCCAGACUCACCGCGAGGGCCCCAUCGGAGGGGAGAACGAGCCCCUGGAGGAGAGGGAGAAGAAGAUGUCCACUGGGGUUCCUGUCCCCCUGCACGGCGAUGUCCCCAUGGGGCUGAAGGACCGCGAAUCCCUGCUAGCCAUGAGGGACCAAGCCCGCCUAAUCUCUACAGCCAUCCAGCUGCUGACUGCCUCCGACUCCAACUGCCCUUCCAUCUCCCUCUACCGCAAGAUCUCCUCCGGGGAGGCUGCAGAGCCAUGUGUCCCAGAGAAGYUCCAGCAGGCCCAGCCCUCGGAGCUCCAGGAUCUUCCCCUGGUGGAGGCUCUGACUGGCAGGCUGCGAGCACUGCACACCCAGCUCCAGGCUUUUGUGGAGCGGGUUGAGAGCCUAGGCACCACCCCCCCAGGGAGGGCACAGGUGGAGAGGGCAUCCCCCCUGCCUCUACUYUCCGAGGCUGGGGACUCUGUGGUGGGUACACCCUCUGCCUCUCACCCCUGCCCUCCAGACGACCAGGCGGGUGAGAUCCCCGCAGAGCAGAAGCAGCCCCACUUUAGGGACCAAUCAGAGCACGAUGUGAAAGGUCAGAAGGAGGAGGGUGACAGCCGCACUGACCGCAACCAGACCCAGGAAACACAGGAGACGGACACAGCUCUGCAGAUCAAUGAGCUGCAGGCCCUUCUGUCGGAUGCGAGGGAGACGGCUCACGGGACGCAGGAGGAACUGACUCUGGAGGAGACGGCCCCCAGUCUGUUAGUCUGCAGACACGGCUCAGCAGAAUGUUUGACAGAGAGGAACCUGAUGGUGCACGGAGUCCAUCAACUCAAGCAGACCCUGCUGCUGCUCAGCCUCAAGCUGCGCUGCUUCCUCAAACAGUGGCGUCUGGGACGCAAGCUGGACACGGAGGCCAAGGAUGUCCUGGAGGUGAACAGUCUGAAGGACCUGUACCUGCUGCUGGAGGAGGAGAGUCUGGCCGCCCACCAGGGAGACAACAAGAUGGCCGCCGCAGAGGAGCAGCCACUCAGCCCCAGCAUCUCCAAGGAGCUCUGCCUGCUGGAGAAGAGCUACAAACAGACGAGCGGCGUGAGCAGCACUCUGGCGGACCUGAAGGGAACGCUCCAGGAUCUGAGCGGAGAGCUGCGAGAGGAGCGRCAGGGCUCACAGGAACUCACCCAGCAGUUUGCCCGCGCCAAGGCCUCCUGGGAAGUGGAGAGGACAGAGCUCAAGAGCCUCAUCACCCAGCUGGAGAGCAAGUUGGGCCAAGCUGUGCUGGCCGGUGGAGAGAAGGACCUCCAAGGACCUCCCGACCUGAAGAUGGCCCUGAAGAGGGAGCGCGAGGAGUACCCGCACCUCCUGGCCGACUCGUACGCCGCCGUCAUGGACCUGACCAAGCAGCUGCAGAUGGGAGAGAGGAACUGGAGCCGUGAGAAGCUGGAGCUCCUGGAGCACUUCAAUCAGGAGAGAGGCCAGUGGGAGCAGAGGCUACAGAACAAGAUGUCUCUGCACGACAAAACCACCUCCGAAAGGGAAACUGCAACAGACGCUGUUACAAAUGGAAGUAAUUUACCAAGGACCAAAUCCAUCCCGUCCAUGCCAGAGUUGGAGGGUCUGCUGGAGGCCUGUCCUUUCCUUCCGGGUCAGGAGGUCAACGGGACAGCCAAUGAGGAGGMAGAGAAGGACCAGCCCAACACCCAUGCCCCUCCCCUUCUAGCCCACACAGACCUGGGUGACCUCACCAGGAAGAACUGGAAGUACCUGACCAAUGAGGUGGCRAUGAUGGAGCAGGGUAAUGCCCCCUUCAAGACGUGGGACUGCCCCAGCUCCCCCAGUAGUUUCCUGGGCCUGGGGAGCAUCCAGAGGAGCUACACGGCCCCCGACAAGACCGGUAUCCGCAUCUACUACAGCCCCCCUACCAUGCGCCGUAUGGAGAGCCGGCUGGCCAAGGAGAAGCAGGACAAACCUCAAGCCCAGCAAGGCCACCUGUCCCGGGCUUCAACUCCGUCAGACGCUGGGGCCCCGGAGGGCCAGCCUCCCUCUUCCUCCUUUGCCUCCUCCUCUUCGUCCUACGACCAGUGGCUGAGCUCUCUGUCCGAGCAGCACAGGGAACUUCUGGAGAACAGCAGCGGUGGCGCGGGGGUGGCGCCCUUCCACGGCCUGGAGAUCUCUGCCAACCUCUCGGACGACAUGAAGGAGAUGACCAACUGCGUGCGCCAGGCCAUCCGCUCCAGCUCUCUGGAGAGGAAGUGCAGCAAGGACGAUGCAGUGUGUGAUUGCACCUCCCAGGCUCUGACUUCCUGCUCCGUCCGGCCCUCCCGCUCGGCCACACGCCAUUCACCGGGCCUCUGCAUCCACCUCUCCCAGGAGUCUCCAACGGCAACAGAGGAGAGAUUGGAUCCAAGCAAUGAGUGA